AUGCGGCUCCUUCGUCGCUCUCUGCUACCCGCACUCCUCGCCGGCUCCGCGCUCCUGCUCCGCGACGGUAGGCUGCUCCGCUGCUGGUGGUGGCUGCGGCAACGCUGGCUCCGAAGCUUUCUUACGGAGACGGACGUGGUCGACCCAGAGCGCUUGCGCCGCAUCGGUGGUGUUGACGUGUCGUUCGUCAAGGGCAGCGAGACCGACGCUUGCGCGGCGCUGGUCGUCCUCGACGCCGCCACGCUUGAGGUCAUCCACACGUCGUGCCGCCGCGUCGUGCUCACAGCGCCGUACAUCCCCGGCUACCUGGCCUUCCGCGAGGUCCGCUUCCUGCUCGAGCUGCUCGCGGAGCUGCGAGAGGCGGCGCCGCACCUCUACCCCGACGCCAUCCUCGUCGACGGCAACGGCGUCCUCAGCGGCGUGCCGACCAUCGGAGUGGGCAAGUCGCUGCACCGCGUCGACGGCCUCACCAAGGGGACGGUGGCCGCUCUCACGGCGCAGCUCGACCGGCGCGCGCCCUCUGGCGCGCUGCUGCGCACGUCCGAGCCGGCAAGCGCCGCGGGCGGCAUCCGCCCCGUCGUCGUGUCGGUCGGGCACGGCCUCUCCCUCCCGUCGGCCCUCGACGUGGCGGAGGCGGCGCGGCACGCCGAGGAGCUGCUGGCGGAGGUCGAGGCGGAGAAGCGCGGCAAGGGCAAGAAGGGCAAGAAGAAGAAGAAGGGCGGCGGGAGCGGCGCCGCCGGGCCGUCGCAGGAGCCCGAGGCGGCGGUGGAGGGUGCAGAGGCGCCAUCAGAGGGCGCCGAGGCGCUGUCAGAGGCAGCCGCAGCCGAGGCCGCGAAGGCCGAGGAGGAGAGAUUGAUCAGGCUUCUCGAAAGUUGUCACGAGGAGAGGAUCCGGCUCGGCAUCACGGCGGAGAGCCAGGCAGUGGCUUUAGCUGAGAUGGUCGAGGCGGAGCGGUUGGCCGAGGAGGCGGAGGAAGAGGAGGAGGAGGCAGAGGCGGAGGAGGAGGAAGCCGCGGCCGAGGAGGAAGCCGCGGCCGCGGCACUUGCGGCAGCGGAGGCGGCCACGGCGGCAGCUGAGGCGGCCACGGCGGCAGCUGAGGCGGCGAUGGCCGCCGCAAAGGCGAGGCGCGCGGCCGCUGCGAGGGCCAAGGCGGCCGCUGCAAGGAAGGCGGCGGACGCGGCCCAGCGCUCAUAG
Molecule: messenger RNA, 1194 nt
Organism: Emiliania huxleyi CCMP1516
Lineage: Eukaryota; Haptophyta; Isochrysidales; Noelaerhabdaceae
Exons: 5
Coding region: 1-1194 (397 amino acids)
Biological process (GO): DNA repair
Cellular component (GO): nucleolus; cytoplasm
Molecular function (GO): single-stranded RNA binding; RNA endonuclease activity producing 5'-phosphomonoesters, hydrolytic mechanism
Source: RefSeq, a predicted model, not a curated record